Messenger RNA from Durusdinium trenchii, 1746 nucleotides. NCBI's taxonomy places the organism in Eukaryota, Dinophyceae, Suessiales, Symbiodiniaceae. The record is from the annotation of a GenBank genome assembly.
AUGGAGAGUGCUAAGCGUACCAGCACUCCUUUUGCUCGAAGAGCCGCUUCUGGUACAACUGGCACUGUUUUGGGGUUGCUGAUCCUUGUCAGUGCGGGGAGAUGCUUUGCCGGAUGCGGAGACCAGAAAUCUGGUCGACUCACAGGUGAUGUCGUUUUCGGAAGACGAGGAGCCCCAGCACCCCGAGGAAGCAGUGAACUUCAAAGUGUGUCACCAGCAGAUGCAGCAAAUCAGCCAGUGGACGAAGAAAGUUCGGAAAGACGAAUGGGGGUCAAAGAUGGGGUGGCCGUGAUUGCUGGCAGUGCCUUGGGUGGAGGCUUUUUGGCACUUCCAUUGGUUACAGCUCCGAUGGGAAUCAUGCCAUCAGUUCUGGGUCUUGCAAUGGCAUGGGCAUUUCUGGCAGCAUUGUCUGCAGUUUUUGCAGAGGUCUCAGCAUUGACUCUGAAAGACAAAACUGUCGAAACAGGGGACACCAGUCGCUUGCUCGUCGAAGAUGAAGGUGUCUCAAUCGUUUCGGUUGCACAGACUACACUGGGGGAUUCUGCCGCUAUUCUUUGUUCUGUGGCUUUCCUCUUGCAAAUGUUGGCGAUCGUCACUGCUCAAGUCGCCAAGUCCGGCGAGUUGCUGCAGACCUUCAUCGGCUUGCCCUACAUUGCAGGAUGUCUCCUUCCAAGCAUUUUGCUGGGCGCUUUUGCCUUUGAGAUGCCUGCCAAAAUAGUGGAGAGAACGAACACGCUUCUUACUGUCUCAAUGGUGCUUGGCUUUGGCCUUUUGGUCGUCAGCACUUCGAUGAGCAAACUGUCAAACCUUGGGGUUUUGCUUGGCGCCUUGCCCAUGGGAAGCUGGGGUUCUCUAUUGCCAACAGUUGGGACUACAACCUGGGCAUUGCCUAUUUUCUUCAAUCUCUUGUGUUACGGCCAAUCGGUUCCACUUGUUGUGGAACGUAUGGGUGCGGACAGACCUUCGAGGGUUCAGACAACCAUUCUGCUGGGAUCCCUCGUGCCCUUUGUGCUUGGAGUUAUUUGGGUGUGCAUUGCAGCAUUACUGGGUUCUGAUUUAGAUAUAUCAGAUGGAAAGGAUCCUGUUCUUCAACUGGUUCAGGGUCCGGCAAGCAUUGCACUUCCAGUGCUUUUGCUGGCUGCAGGUGCAAUCGGUUCAACCCUUAUUGCCUCCUACUUAGCCCUGGGACAGUUUGCAGCGGAUGCCUUGUGUGCAUCCACUGGCCAGUGCUCCAUAGAGGACAAUCAGCGGGCCAAAAUGGCCUCGGUGAUAGUUCCAGCUGCCACUGCUUGCAUCGGCCCACAGCUCUACUUGCCGCUUCUCUCUUUUGCAGGUGCGUUCCCAGCUGUGCUUCUCUAUGGCAUUUUGCCACCAAUGGCUUUGCUGCUCCGAAGAGAGAAGAGUGGUCUAGGUCGAAAGGCGGUGCUUGGGGCUUUGACGGCCAUCUCCUCCGUGUUCUUGCUGGUGAACGCUUGGCUUUGGCUCACUGACUUGAAGGCUUGGUGGCCCAAGAUUCGCCCGGGUGGAGUCAUGGCAGGACACGACUUUUCAAUGUCUUUUCCGGGCCUCAUGCGAGCUGUGUUGGAGUUCGUUUCGAUGCUCCCCGGGCGCACAGAGGUCUACCUGGAUACCGACUACAGCUUCUGGUUUUUCAAGCCCGAGGACCUCCCGAAGCGGCAUGCGUCAUGGCGGCCACGCUUGGAGGGUGGCACCCGAGGUCACAAAGCACGAGCACGCGUGUCCUGA